AGCACAACAGAAAGCGCAAAAUAUUCGAUUUCAAAAAUUCAAACCCCCAAAUGUUUGUUUAACGUUUAUUAUCCCCAAACCAAACCCUAUAAUAAAACACGAAAGCAAACAUUCUUCAUUUCAUAACAAACAGAAAAUGGUGACUGUAUCAGCUCCAAUUGCUUCUUGUUCGAAAGCUCAUCAAAAGAUCUACCAGCAAUGGUUCAAUUACGUCGAUUCAGAUGGUGAUGGUAGGGUUACCGGCGAUGAUGCAACGGUUUUCUUCGCUAAAUCGAAUGUAGAAAAGCCUCAACUUAAGCAGGUUUGGGCCAUUGCAGAUUCUAAGCGUCAAGGAUUUUUAGGCUUUAACGAGUUCAUCACUGCUAUGCAGUUGCUCUCUCUGGCACAAGCUGGAUAUGACAUAACUGCAGAUUUACUUAGAACUACAGAUGAUGUCGAGCUUUUGGAACCUCCAGUGAUGGAAGGUUUGGAUUUGCUUUUGGCGAAGCAUAAUGGUUCAAGAAACAAUGGUGUCCCUGAAACAAACGGUGUUUUGGCAGUGCAGCCCGCGCCAGCAAAGAGUCUAUUUUCUUCAAUGCUUAGUAAGAAGUCAUCUUGUCACACAUCUCUUGGUAAAGUCACAUCUAUAGUCGAUGGUUUGAAGAGAUUGUACAACGAAAAGCUAAAGCCAUUGGAAGUUGCUUACCGAUACAAUGAUUUUGCCUCUCCUUUAUUGACAAAUACCGACUUUGAUGCGAAACCUAUGGUAAUGCUUCUGGGUCAGUACUCAACUGGCAAGACAACGUUUAUUAAGCAUCUUCUUAAAAGCAACUACCCAGGAGCUCACAUUGGACCAGAACCCACAACCGACAGAUUUAUCGUUGUUAUGGGUGGACCUGAUGAGAGAAGUGUUCCUGGAAACACUAUUGCUGUACAGGCGGAUAUGCCGUUUAACACCCUCACGACUUUUGGUGGGGCGUUUCUAUCAAAAUUUGAGUGUUCGCAAAUGCCACAUCCUCUUCUGGAGCAUAUCACUUUUGUUGACACUCCUGGCGUUUUAUCGGGAGAGAAGCAACGCACACAAAGAAGUUACGACUUCACUGGUGUGAUAAAGUGGUUUGCGGAAAAAUGUGAUCUUAUUCUUCUUCUGUUUGACCCUCACAAACUAGAUAUAAGUGACGAAUUCAAGCGCGUGAUAUCUUCUUUGCAUGGUCAAGAAGAUAAGAUUCGUGUUGUCCUUAACAAGGCAGAUCAAGUUGAUACUCAACAACUGAUGCGAGUUUACGGUGCAUUGAUGUGGUCACUUGGAAAAGUACUCAAUACACCUGAAGUGACACGUGUUUACGUCGGAUCGUUUAAUGACAAGCCAGUGGAUAAAGAAUCACUUGAUUCGAUGGGCAAGGAGCUUUUUGAAAAAGAACAGGACGAUCUCCUUGUUGACUUGAUGGACAUUCCAAAGAAGGCUUGUGAUCGCCAGAUCAAUGAGUUUGUUAAACGUGCUCGAGCUGCAAAGAUACAUGCCUACAUAAUCAGUCAGUUGAAAAAAGAGAUGCCUGCAAUGAUGGGUAAAUCUAAAGCUCAACAGAAGCUAAUGAAGAAUCUUGAAGAUGUUUUUGCCAAGGUUCAAAGGGAGUUUCAUUUGCCAGCGGGUGAUUUCCCGGAUGUGGAGCACUUUAGACAAGUUCUUGGUGCGUACAACAUCGAUAAGUUUGAGAAGCUGAAGCCGAAGAUGAUUCAGGCUGUGGAUGAGAUGCUCGGAUAUGACAUUCCGGAUCUUUUAAAGAACUUUAAAAAUCCUUAUGAAUAGAAACAGGUUUAAUGGUGGAUUUCUUAUCCAUUGUGUUUUUUUAUUUCUUUGUAAUGUAAUGGAACAAGACGUUUGUUUGGGAGAUUAUUUGGGUGAUCUUUAACCACCAGUUACCAUCCUAA
Messenger RNA from Helianthus annuus (common sunflower), 1908 nucleotides. Its product is annotated as EH domain-containing protein 1. Bases 137 to 1786 code for a protein of 549 amino acids. Gene Ontology annotation, biological process: endosomal transport; endocytosis. Gene Ontology annotation, cellular component: cytoplasm; plasma membrane; intracellular membrane-bounded organelle. Gene Ontology annotation, molecular function: GTP binding; protein binding; calcium ion binding. The record is from RefSeq and is a predicted model, not a curated record. NCBI's taxonomy places the organism in Eukaryota, Viridiplantae, Streptophyta, Magnoliopsida, Asterales, Asteraceae. The transcript is spliced from 16 exons.